Messenger RNA from Cladocopium goreaui, 456 nucleotides. The record is from the annotation of a GenBank genome assembly. Lineage: Eukaryota; Dinophyceae; Suessiales; Symbiodiniaceae.
AUGUUCUGCGCGGUGCAAACUACCAGCAUUUUCCGCCGAAGACGCUCAUCGAUGUGGGUCCCGAAAGGGGUGCCAAGAAGGCCAAUCCUUUUCGGCCCUCCCGAAGCUCCUAUGAUCCAAGCGGAUAGGAAGAGUACCAAGCCGGUGGAUGGCCCAGCAGCAGCUGCCUGGGACAAGCUCCACGACGUCCUACUCAAGAGGACCAGUUCUGUGCCUAUUGGACCCGGUGAUGUGCUUGUGCUGGACAACCUGCGUACCAUCCAUGGCCGUGGGGUUUUGGAGGCAGUCAGUGAACUGCGGCAGCGGCGCUGGGUGAAGCGCUUGUGGCUGACAGCCACAUCGACGGAGCUGCUGCUGCAGGAGUGUGCUGGAAGUCAGAUGCAUCCCCGCGUCUUCUGCCGUCAGGCAGCCUUUGAGAAAACGCGUGAUAUGCUUCACCCUCACAUCCAAUCGUAA